AUGACGCUGCCAGCGCUCGAUGUGCGUGCCUGCGCAAUAGCUGCAGGCGCUAAAGCACACGAAGCGGCCCCUAUUUUGAAAGCGUGUGCCGAAGGUAGCUGCCACGAUGUGCAUGCCGUUCUCGCCGCUGCGGCUGCGCUGUAUCUCGACACUGACGUGGCUAUUGCGAAUGCUAUUGUGAUAGCGUUCCGUCCCUGUCUCUUGGAGCUCAUGGCACGCGUAUUUGAGCGGGCGGAAGCGGUGCAUGCCAUGGCCCGCUAUGUAGGCGCCUUUGAAGAAGUAUACCCUAUGACGGAGGCGUUCCUUGCCCGCCACUUUGCUCACGGCCUACCUCACGACGAGGCUCACUUACUGGCUCGAUGGCGCUUGGUCCGUGCAGCGCCUACCGUAGCCCGGCAUUUGCACUGGCCUUCGUCCGAUUUGUACAAGCUUUUCGUGGCGCGGGAGCAUCCACCGAGUCUGCGACAGUUGGCCCUCGCGACGUACGUCUUGCAGGAACAGCUUGCUCCCGCUGCGCAAGAGGCCUUGGAGAAGGCAUGGAUCGAGCAGGACGCGUACGUACACGUAGAUGGCGAGCACGUCCUGCUCUCUACCCUGCCAUUGCACGAGCAAUCGCGCAUCGAAUCGCUCUGGUCCGCGUGCUUGCAGCCAUGGCCUGUCUCCCCCGCACCUUUGUGCUUGGACGCAUCGAUGCUAUCGCCCUCAUUAUGCAUGCUAGGGACCAUGGUGAUGCCUGCGUCACCUGUAUUGCCUACCACAGUGUUUGUCGAGACAACGAGCGCGCAACGCGCGAUGCGCGACGUGCUGUUGCACACGUCGCUUCGUCUGCCCGUGCUGGUAUCGGGGCCGGCCUCCAGUGGCAAGACGCAUUUACUUACGUACCUAGCUCAUCAGCUCUCCCAGGCACCCGCAGGUAUGCCGCCCUACCUUGUCAUCCCGCUUGGCGAUCAGUCAGGUGUGGACGCCAAAGCUCUUUUGGGCUCGUACGUGUCCAGCAGCACGCGUCCUGGCACGUUUGAGUACGUGGAAGGUGCCUUGACUCGCGCUGUACGCGCUGGUCUCUGGGUCAUUCUUGAAGACAUCGAUAAAGCCUCGAGCGAUGUAUUGAGUGUGUUGGCGCCGCUUGCAGAGGCCCUGGGGCCGACCAAGUCGGUCGGCGCCCGUCCUGUGCUGGAUCUAGGCGCGCGUGGGACCGUGGAAGCCGCGCCUGGAUUUACCUUGCUGGCCACGCGGACCACUCGUACCGGCGCGCCCAAGCCCUCGUUCCUCUCGAGCGAGCAUUGGGGCUAUGUCGCGCUGGCGCCUCCGACACGUGACGAUAUAAGUCGGAUCGUGCAAGGUCGGUAUCCUCGUCUUGCUCAGUGGCCGUCUCAGGAAUGGGCAUGCAUCUUGCAAGCGUGGGAAGCUGUGGUCCAAUGCACGGCAUCCACCUCCAGUGCUGUGCGUACGCCGUCCCUUCGUGAGCUCAUGCAGUGGUGUGCGCGUCUCGAUGCCCGUGCCGAGCCUGGUCUUCUACAUUCCCCUGUGGUCCAAGAUGCCGUGUUCCUGGAUGGAUGCGAUGUGUUCCUUGCCUCUCUACCUACGAUGGGCCCCGUUGGUCGUGCGAUGUUGCAUGCGCUUGCCGAUGCAUUGCAGGUGUCUGAGGAGCGUGCGACGUAUGCAUGGCACGAACGUGUCCCUGAUUUGGCCCUCGCACACGCUGGGCAAGUCCGCGUAGGCCGCAUUACCCUGGACCGCUUGGUGCCUGGCGCGCCAACAUUGCAGCGCUACGCUCUUACACGCCCUGCGCUUACCUGUAUGGAACGUGUGGCUGCGUGCAUUGCUCAUGCAGAGCCUGCCCUGCUGGUGGGUGAGACAGGUACAGGCAAGACCACGUUGGUCCAAAUGCUUGCUACAUUGGUGGGCCAGCCUCUCACUGUCGUCAACCUGAGCCAGCAGACGGAAAGUGGCGACUUGCUAGGGGCCUACAAGCCGCUUGAUCCUAAAAUGCAAGCUGCGGAUCUCCACAAUGCAUGGUCGCGCUUGUUCGAGCAGACGUUCUCUGUGAAGCGCAAUGCUGCGUACGUGGAGGCAGAGCGCAAGGCCUUCCUCCAGGGGAAGUGGGCGCGACUCGCGAAACUCUGGUCUGAAUCGUGCAAAAUGGCCCAGAACGAGCUGGCCCAAAGUACCUCCACCCGCAAAAAGCGGCGGACGGACGGCACCUUGGAGAGUGCGUGGGCCUCGUUGGCCGAGCGCAUCCAGUCGUUUGCCGCGCUCUUUGCCACGCGCAAGCGCCACUUUGCGUUCUCAUUUGUGGAGGGGCCAUUGGUCCGUGCCUUACGUGAGGGCCACUGGAUCUUGCUGGAUGAGAUCAAUUUGGCCUCGCCUGAGACACUGGACUGCCUUGCGCCGCUGCUGCAGUCGCGCGAGAGCAGUCUGGUGCUUACCGAGCGCGGGGAUCUCACCCCCAUUCCGCGCCAUCCGCAAUUCCGACUCUUUGCGUGCAUGAAUCCAGCGACAGAUGUGGGCAAACGCGACUUGGCGCCCUCCAUCCGCGCGCGCUUUACGGAGCUGUAUGUGCCCAGUCCUGAUUCAGAUAAGGAAGCGUUGAUGAGUAUUGUGUCUCAGUAUAUCGGCCAGGAAGCCGUGGGCGACAAAUCAGCGAUUCUCGACAUGGCAGAGUGGUAUACGGAUCUUCGCCGACUGGCCGCCCAGCAUGCCAUUGCAGACGGUGCAAAUCAGCGACCCCACUAUUCCAUUCGUACACUCGCGCGGGCGCUGACGUUUGCCGCGACGCUAGCGCCUACGUACGGCCUACGCCGCGCUCUGGCGGAAGGUGUCGAAAUGGCAUUCGGCAUGUUACUAGAUGCGUCCAGCACAGCUGUAUUCCAGCAACGCUUGCAAACGCAUCUACUGGCGCGCGCCAAGGACCGUCGUGUGGCACGUACGUUUGUGCCACCAUCGCCGGGCCCCUCGUACGUGUCGUUGGGUGCGUUUUGGCUGGAAACGGGGCCGUUGCCCUUGGACGAGGCCCCUUCGUAUGUCCUCACGCCAAGUGUGGAGGCCAAAGUGAGUGCGUUGGCCAGAGCACUGGUUACACGGCAGAGUCCCGUCCUUAUUCAAGGUCCGACGUCGGCGGGUAAGACAAGUGCCGUGGAAUACGUCGCACGACGUACGGGUCAUCGGUUUGUACGCAUCAACAAUCAUGAGCAUACCGACGUACAAGAGUACCUGGGCUCGUACGCCUCGAAUGCGGAAGGCCAAUUGGUGUACACAGAAGGCCUCCUUGUUACUGCGCUCCGACGAGGCGAUUGGCUCGUGCUGGAUGAGCUGAACUUGGCGCCGACCGAUGUACUUGAAGCGCUGAAUCGGUUGCUGGACGACAAUCGCGAGCUGUUGGUCCCUGAAACCGGCGAAGUCAUUCGACCCCAUCCUCACUUUAUGCUGUUUGCGACGCAAAAUCCUCCCGGCGCUUAUGCGGGUCGUAAAAUGCUCAGUCGCGCGUUCCGCAACCGCUUUGUGGAACUGCACUUUGACGAUGUGCCGCAAAACGAGCUAGCUACGAUCCUAACGCGUCGUUGUGAAAUUGCGCCGUCGUAUGCGGAGAAGAUCGUGCAGGUCUUUACAGAGCUGCAGCGACGUCGGCAGUCCGAGCGUGUGUUUGAUAAACAGGCGUUUGCGACGUUGCGUGAUCUUUUCCGAUGGGGUAUGCGUGGCGCUGUCGGCUACCAACAGCUUGCUGAGACGGGCUACAUGUUGCUGGCCGAACGCACGCGCCAUCCACGCGAUCGUGCUACCGUGCAAGCUGUGCUGCAGGAAGUGAUGCGUGUGCGCAUCGAUCCCACGACGCUGUAUGAUGCGAGCAAUGAGACACUCCAAGCGCAAGUCGGCGCAGAUCUGCUGCAGCGUCUUCGUCAUGCCGCGGCUACGCACAAGAUUGUGUGGACCUCAGCGAUGCAGCGAUUGGUCUGUCUUACGGCUGUGGCGCUCCAAGGAAAGGAGCCGGUGCUGCUUGUGGGUGAGACGGGUGCAGGCAAGACCUCGGUGUGUGACAUUCUGUCCACGGCGAUGGGGCGUCGCCUCCACUCGUUCAACUGCCACCAAAAUACCGACAGUGCCGACUUGCUGGGUGGGCAGCGGCCUUUGCGUGAUCGAGCCCAGCGGGCGGCGGCUGCGCGUAGUGCAGCGCAGGAGGUGCUAGGCGAGGCACUGCCCACGACGAUGACGCUGGAUGACGUGGCGGCACGACUGCAAGCGGUCAAGACGACACCGCCUAGGGAGGCAUGGACGUCCGCGUGGCAGCAAGUCCAGCAAGCCCAAGCGCUCUUCACCUGGUGCGAUGGGCCGCUGGUCGAAGCUAUGCGGCAGGGCGAGCACAUGCUCCUUGACGAGAUCUCGUUGGCGGACGAUAGCGUCUUGGAACGACUAAACUCAGUGCUGGAGAAAGAGCGCACAUUGGUUCUCGCAGAAAAGGCAGGUACCGAUGUCAUUGUCUCCGCCACGGACGGCUUCCAAGUCAUUGCGACGAUGAACCCGGGUGGCGACUACGGAAAGAAGGAGCUUAGUCCUGCGCUGCGCAAUCGAUUUACCGAGAUCUUUGUGCCGCCUGUGGAUGCACCGUCGGACCAAGCGGCGAUUGUCAAUGCGCUUCUGCCGUCCACCUUGCAUGUGUGGACCGAGCAGAUGCUGGCCUUUGUGCGCUGGUUCUCGCAGCAGCUGGGCGGGUACGAGCAUACGGGUCUGGGUGUGCGUGAUCUGAUGGGAUGGGCGCAAUUUAUGCACGAUGUAUGUGCACGGGAUGUGCUGCCUGCGCCUCUGGCGUUUGCGCAUGGCGCCUCGCUGACGAUCAUCGAUAGUCUCGGUGCCCUGCCUGCGACGGCCGCGAUGGUGGAUAGCAGCUUGCAGGCUUUGCGUGCCAAGUGUCAUGCGCAUGUGGCCUCCCAAAUUGCACCUACGCCCUGGGAUCCGACCGAUCCGUCGCUGCGGCACGUGCGCGAGACGUCUCACGCGCUGUGCAUUGGUCCCUUUUCGAUGCACUAUGGUCCUGUGGCGCGCACGACCCCGACCUUUUCCCUGGACGCGCCGACCACGGCGGACAACGCCUUACGUGUUCUGCGUGCCUGUGAGAUUCGCGCGCGAAGUGUCUUGCUGGAAGGCAGUCCCGGCGCUGGCAAGACCUCGCUGAUUGCGAGCCUCGCGGCGCUCACAGGGCAUGAGCUGGUGCGUAUCAACUUGUCGGAGCAGACCGAACUCGUCGAUCUUUUCGGCGCAGAGUUGCCUGUGGAGCAUGGACGUGCUGGUGAGUUUGCGUGGCGGCCCGCUGCGUUCCUCGAUGCUAUGCAGCGGGGUGCAUGGGUGCUGCUCGACGAAAUGAACCUCGCCUCGCAAACUGUACUGGAAGGCUUGAAUUCGUGCUUGGAUCACCGUGGCUCCGUAUACGUGGCUGAGAUUGGGCGUACGUUCACGAAACAUCCCGAGUUUCGAUUGUUUGCUGCACAGAAUCCACAGCAUCAGGGCGGGGCGCGGAAAGGCUUGCCGAAAUCGCUCUUGAACCGUUUUAUCAAAGUGUAUGUCGAGCCCCUGCAAGCCGCCGACAUCCGAGUUAUUUGCGGGCAGCUGUACCCGGCGAUGGCGCCGCAUCUCGAUGCACUCGUGCGCUUCAACGAUGCCCUGCACACGGCCACACAAGCCCAAGAACUCGGUCGGCAUGGUGCGCCAUGGGAAUUUAAUUUGCGUGAUUUGCUGCGUUGGCUGCAGCUCAUGCACGCGUCGUUGGGCACACCGACAGACGAUCCUGUGGCGACGCUUUCGUGCUUGUAUCUGGCGCGGUUCCGGACACCAAAGGACCGCGCUUAUGCUGCGUCGCUCUUUGCCUCGUGCUUCGGCCGUGAGCCGACUCGCGCGACUCGUACUCCGAGCGUCCUGCUAUCGCCCUCGACAGCCUUGGCUGGCGCUGUGCUGUUGCCACGCACGGGCUUGCGAUUGCCCCGCGGGUACACACUCGUCCCCUCGCAGCAGGCAUGCCUCGAAGGCAUGGCAGCGAGUGUGCGAUUGGGCCUGCUGACGAUCUUGGUGGGUCAUGCAGGGACAGGCAAAUCGUCGCUGGUGCAUACCAUGGCGGCGAUGAUGAGUCGUCGGCUGGAAGAGGUACGCCUCAGUGCGGCUAGCGAUACGAUGGAUGUGUUGGGCUCGUUUGAGCAGCGUGAUCCAUCGCACCAGAAGAAGGACGUGCUUCGUCAAGUGGAUGCGUUCCUGGACCAGCUUCAACUCGCGGCUCUGACGCCCACAUCGUCGUAUGCGGCCGACGCUGCGUCUCUCUUGGACACACUGGCAGCCUGCCGCACAGCCAUGCAUGACCAGCCCGAGGUACUGCAGACCCUUGUACCGUACUUGGCCGAUGCCGAGGCACAUACCCUGUCUGCGCUUCUUGCGCAGCUUCACGACGCAUCGCAAGGCGCCGCUGCCGGCCAGUUUGAGUGGGUCGACGGACCUCUGUUGCGUGCGGCCAAGCAGGGCCACUGGCUCCUAUUGGACAAUGCCAAUCUGUGUGCCGCCUCCGUGCUAGAUCGACUAAACUCCCUGUUCGAGCCCAACGGAUCCUUAGUCCUGAGUGAGCGUGGUAUGGUCGACGAGGGCCGCGUGCCACAUAUUGUGCCGCACCCUGCGUUCCGUGUGUUUAUGACCGUCGACCCACGCUAUGGCGAGCUGAGUCGGGCCAUGCGCAAUCGCGGUAUGGAAUUGUGGCUGGAAUCCGUGGAGAUCGAGCACGUUGCGCCUCUGGCACGUACCAUGCCUCAGGCGGCAGGCACGUUGUUGGAGCGUGCUGUGACCUCGCACGCGUCGCGCCGUGGGUGGAUGGAGCAGCCCAUGUCGUCCAUGAUCACACCGUGUGUCCAAGCAGCGCUCGCCCAGCCUAUUCUGGCAGCGCCAGCGCUACGUAUCACUGCCUUGUUGGCGUCCUGCUGGACCGAGCCGUCACUGCGCGAGGCUGUAGCGAUAUACGCCAAGCAGGCGCUCUGGCCCUGCGAACGUGCCUUGGUCGCUGCUACUCUGUCUCUUGAUACGACAGCCUCGUCCCCCCCACGCUUGCUGGCCUCAGACUCGGAUGUGCAGGAGGUAUGCCCGAACGAUCCGCGUCGGAUUGAUGCGUUGGCGCACUUGCACGAUACGUUGCAUGCCUCGCAGUUGGCUUGGCAGGUGCGUAUCGAGCAGAUGCAAAAGCGGAUCGCCGAUGUGGGCGAGGAUACACUCUAUGCACGCGCCCGUACGGACCGUGCUCUGCCACCGAUGCUCCGUGGCAUUCCGAACCUCCUUCCCUCGGCCUUAGCCUGGCUCGCGACCUUGCCGCCCAUGGACGCGACGAUCUCUGUGAUUGAUCGGUGCUUGGAUACCCUGUCCAUGGUAUGGGAAGCGUGCUUGUCGACGGAGGCGGACUACUCGCUUCUCCACUUCUUGCUGCGUACGCUGCGUGCACUAUGGCUCGAGUUGCAGGCAACGACGUCCCUGCCCUCGGCAUUGCUUUCGACGUUGCGGCCCAUGUACACGCCUUCCUCACGCCAGAGUGGAGCGGCCAUGGCCAGUGUGUGGCACAGAGCCCUUCCUGCUAUUCCGGCCGAGGCGCAGACACUGCUGGCACAGCUUGCGCAUCAUUUAGAUCGACUUAUGCCACCUACCCAUGCCCGCACAGCGCUGGAAGUGCUUACAACAUUGCAUGUGUGGUCCUCGUCCUGGACAGAUGCGCAUGCGCAGGAGCUUACGCAGGUGGUCCAUGCCAUGAUGGCCCUGGAAGCGGCGCCAACGCAACCCGCGUGGCCGUACGUGCGCCGUGUAUUGCCUGUUCUGCAAUGGUACCUGCUGGCAGAAGAGCCGUCACAAGCCCCUGUGGCGCCGCUGGAGCCACGUCUCGGUGCCGUGCUACGCGCCAUGACAGAGCACCAAGUCGUGCCAGUACUGUGGCUGGUCGCUGCGCAGUGGCGCGCAUGGGCACCAAGGAAAGCGUGCCCAGUGUGGAUGAGCUUGCAGCCGGCGCAUGCACUGUGGUAUAUCGAUGGCGCUUUCCAAGUGGAGGCGCUAGGCGCUCAGACGCUGACGCAAGCGGUCCUUGCGCCGAAUGUCUUGGAGGCCGUGCAAGAAGAGCGUAUUGGCCUAGCAUCCUGGCCCUCCUACGAAUCGCAUUUGCCUCUGGUACCGGCCCAGCCCUCGCGUGUCUCGCACCUUCGCACGCUACUUGGCGCCUUCGCUUUGGAUAUGACGCAGGCGCUGCAUCAUGCCUUGUCGCAAUUGGCCUGGCCAGAAGGGCAAGGUGUGAUGCAGGCCCUGGGCUCGGCGCUGCAUACGUCCGAGCCUCAAAUGUACGUUGAUGCGCUGGCGGCCGUGCAAGCGAAGCUGGAGCAAGAUACGGCCUUGCACAGUGCACUUCAAGCUUGGCUGACGUGGCUUCGCGAGGCGCAUGCCUGCCUUACUAGCACAGCCACACCUGCACAACUGGCUCACGCCUGGGUACACUUGGCUCUGUACACGCUGCAUGUCUAUGUCCCUGAUAUGCCCUUGGACCCUGUAGCGGAAGUACAUGCUCAGCAUGCAUGGUACGCACACACGCAAUCGCAGCUGGAUGCGCGUCUGCAAGUGGAGGGAGCUGUCGCACAGAUGCGGACGGGCGGUGCAUCGCAUGCCGUGCUGGAUGAGCUUCGGACAGCCAUGGCACACGUGGCCACGCAGCAAGCAAAUGCGACGGCGGCGCCUGUUCACCGUGCUUCGGAUCCCGUGUUACUUGCGCGAUGGCACACGGAAGUAACAGGCUUGUUAACGGACACACUGUCCACUGCCAAACUGGAUAGGCUGCUUACGCGCCUUGCUUCGCCAACAGAGACGGCGCUGGCUGAAGAAACUUCUCUGCAGGCGUCAGUCUACGCGUUUGAGCAGCGUUUGCGACGACAGUAUGCCAGCAUGAGCGAUUUGACGGCGCCUGUGCAUACGGCUCUGGAGCAGCUUCGCUUGGGUCUGCGUCUUGCGGUGCCGUCUAAGCAUGUAUCCCCACGGAUCGCUCAUUGGCUCAGCUCGACCAUGCAGACACCUACGUCGGCUGCCGCUCAUGCCAUUGCUGUCCAUGCUACCGACGCACGUGCAAAGUCAACUGCGCUUGCGGAGCUGUUGGCCGCUUUGGCCAGUGCCGCCUACGAUGCGCAUAUCACGCAAACGCCACCUUCGCCAUCGACCAUUGCUACGCUCUAUGAACAGCUCUAUGUAUUAUGGACCGCUCAUCGUGAAGCGGAGCGUGAAAAGGUGGAGGCGGAAGCACGUGUCUUUACAUUCAAAGGCGAGGAUGCCAGCGAAGAACAAGCACGUUUGGCCGCAGAAAUGCAAGCCAUGUUCCCUGUCUAUGACGACGUGCUGGAGACGACGACAACAGCGACGACAACGACACGCACAUCGCCCAACAAAGCGCCUACCAUCAAUGCACAGGUGUUGACCAGCAUUCACGAUCUGCACACAUGUUUAUUCCCCAGUACUAUGCCCUGGACAACCAAGCGAGUGAUGGCAGACGCGCCUUCCAUGUUCGUGCAGCACACAGACACACUCAUGCGUCUGUACUCGACGUACGCUGCGCACAUGCCAGCGGAUCUCGACAAGGGAAGUGCAUACCAGCUGGCACGGAUCGCUCGCCGACUAGCGCCGCCGGCUGAGGCACGGAACUUUUAUCACGAUGCCCAGCCUGCGGAAUUGGCAAAGAUGGGCCCCCUAUUGGACGCACUGCAAUCACACGUUACUACGCUGCUGGGGCAGAUGCCUGAGCAGGUCCAGCUGCAGCAGCUUCAGGAACGAUGUGAGCGUGUCCAGCAACUCGAUAUGGCAAGCCCCAUUGCCAAAGGUCUAGCCGCGAUUGAACUCUUACUCACACACGUGGACGAUUGGGAGACCUACGCUAGCAGCGCUACGUCGCUGCGUACGCAUGCUACUGCUCUGACGAACCUUGUGAUUGAGUGGCGUCGACUUGAGCUUCACAGCUGGGCGUCGCUGCUCGAUAACGAGGCGGCCUGCGAAGAGGAAGGCGUCUCGCCGUGGUUCUUCUCAUUGUACGAGGCCCUUACGCGUGCGUCAGAUUCGACGACGAUCUCGGACUUGGUAUCGCUACUCGAUACCUACGUCCGAGGUAGUACUGUCGGCCAACUAGCGGCGCGAUUGCGUUUGCUGGAUACGCUCAGUGUCUUUAUACAGCCGCAAGGGGAUAUAAGCCGUGUGCUUCAUCACAUUGCCGCCUACUACGCCCAAUUCCUACCAGCCGUGGAGGCACAUCUUCAGCAGCAGCGCAGCUUGCUGGAACGCCAAAUCCAGGACUACGUACGCUUGGCGUCAUGGAAAGAUGUGAAUGUGUAUGCUCUUAAGCAGAGUGCUCAGAAAACGCACCAGUAUCUGCACAAGUCGCUGCGAAAGUGGCGUGAAAUGCUGCGUGCGCCAGCUGACCCCUUACUCGCGCUCAAAGCGGAUGCACGUCCGAAUGUUCUCGUACGUGCAAUGAUGGGCCCUGUCUCGGCAUCUUGGCGUCCUGUUACAGCCAGUCUACCUGUGCUUGUAGCACGACCCGUACGCAACGAUACCGCCUUGCAUUUCCAGGAUGUGCGUAAAACGCUUCGUCAUGUGCACACGUUGUGUGAAUCGCAUAUUAUGCCACAGAUGGAUACAGAGCAUUGGUCCGACGUAUCGGACCUGGCAACUACCAUCCUGGAGACUGCCGAUGAACUGGCACAACAGACGCCUGCUCUGGCGAAUGAAGGCAAUGCAAAGAAGCUUAAGAGCUUGGCGACACAGAAACGCCGCGCAUGGUCCGAUCUGCUCAAAGAACUUCGUCGGUGGGGAUUGUCACCCUUCCUUAGCGCUGAAGUGCUCGCGCAGAACCGUGAUCCCGUUUGGAUUUAUGGUGCGCCAAUGAUCAAGCGUGAAGAAACGCUCGGUACAGACGCUAUGGAUCAGUACCAUGCAGCGAUGCUGGCCCAAGUAGAGCGCCUUCGAUUGGCGGCGCAGGCGCCGCAAGGCGAUGUGCCGGACCUAGCGAGGGGUGUUGCCUUUGUGGAACAUGCACUGCAUUGGGCCCUUGUGACGCGCCGUCGAUGGGCACCGAUGUAUGAAAGCGUGCAAGCGCUGGGUCAGAUGGUGCAGCGACUCUGCACACUGACUGGCCCCUUGUACUGCCUCUCGUCGCACGAUGUGCAGGGUGUGCAAGUUCGCAUCAAUCACAUGGCACGUACGAUAGAUGCCUUGCAAGAGGCCAUGGCGACCAUGACCACCCAGGCACAGAUGUGGUCGACGAACACACCUACUCUACAAGACUGGCCACCGCUGCUGGAGCGUCUACGUGCCUCUCGUGCAGCGCUCCAAGGUCUACUAGAGACGUGGAAUGCGACGCACAUGUGGCUUGCUACCGAGGCAGACCAUGCCAUGUUGCAAGAAAGUACUGCAGCGCUACAAGCGACAUUGCAAGUACUCCGUGCUACAGCGCAUGCGGCCCCGUCCAUGCAGCUUAUUACAAUCCCCAUUUGCGCAUGGCUCGAACCUGGCUGUGAAGCGAUGGUUUGGUCAGCAACAAGGGCCGAGGGAGAUAUUCAAUCACACACAGACCAAGUGUGUUCGUCGGUGCUGGUCAUUUUGCAGGAUAUGAAGGCAUUGCCGCCACAGGCGCCUCGAGGAGAGGUUGUACCCGACCAAUUUGUCCCUGAUGAAAUGUCGCGCUUACAAACCAUCCACCGUAUCUUGAAGCCACAAAAAGUGGUGGAGGCACUCCGCGCUUGUGUGGCCGAUGCAGGCUCUGAUACAACAUCAACGCAAUGCAUGGCUACGUUAGCGCAGUUCCUCAAGCCCUACCUGGACCUUGCUGUGGCGCAUACUAUGUCCAUGUCACGCUGGUACCGUGCUUGGAUGCGACUGUGUCUGGUCUUGAGCGUGAUUAUGACGACAUUGGCUACCAAAGGCUUCUGCCAGCCACCAGAAGAGGAUGAUGCAGACGAUGACGCGGAAGGCGAUGGGGGUGAGCAGUUAGAAGGCGGUACAGGUCUCGGCGACGGGUCUGGCGCAAAAGAUGUGUCUGACACGCUACAAGACGACGAAAUGAUGGAGGAAUUGCAGAACGAAGAGCAAGACCAAGAUCAGGGCGAGAAGGAGACACAAGGCGAGGACAAAGCACGUGAGAUGGAUGAUAUGGAUGGCGAUGUACACAGUGUAGAUGGCGAGCGUGAAGAAGAACAAGGCGACGAUGACGAGGAGAAGGAAGAGCAAGAGCCCCAAGAUGAAGUGGGCGAUGUUGAUCCGCUUGACCCAGAUGCUGUGGACGAGAAGAUGUGGGCGAAUGAGCCAGAAACCGAACAGCAGGGCGAAUCGGAGGCCGCGGGUGGUGCACAAGAGGAUCGCGAGCAGGCUGGUGAUCGAUCUGAGCAACCUGAUGAGGCUGGCAAUGAGCAAGAAGGAGACGAACAGCAAGGUGAUCAGGAAAGUGGCGAAACCAAUGAAGAAGAGGCGGAGCCUGAAUUGGAGGACGUACCUGAUAAGACAGACGGUCUGGGCCGGGAUCUGGAUCAGGAAGCGCAAGAAGAAGACAUGCAGCUUGGUGACGAUCUCGAUAUCCAAUCGGGGGACGAAAAAGAAGAGGGCGAUGACGAGAUGGACUUGUCGUCCGACGGCGAGCACCAAAACGAACUAGAUGACGGUGCUUCUGACUCAAUGGACGAGCGUGAGCACGACGAUACCCCGAUCACGGCUGAGCCGGAUAAAACCACUACCGAGGAUGCAGGUGAUGCAGACGCCGACGUCGAUGCUGAGGAUGAAGAGCAAGAUCGUGCAGAGGACACCGAGAAGGCGGAGGGUGAAGAUGACCCUGUGGAUGACGACAAAGAGAAGGAGAAUCAAGCGGAAGCUGAGCCGGAAAACGAGGAAGCUUCUCAACCAGCGGGCACACGUCCUGAAUCCAUGGAGAAGAAACCACUGUCUCAGCCUAGCGAGCAGCAUCGCCUCAUGCCGUCGACUGAUACGACGAUGGAGGAUGAUACAACGACACAUGAAGGCGGUGGUGAGGAUACCGGCGGUGCAGCGGGUGAGCAAGAGCAGGCAAGUGGCGAGGCCGACAAGAUGGAUGGCUCGUCCACCGCGCAAGCUAGUGGUGCACCGCAAGACGGUGAUGCCGCAGGGGCAGAGAACGAUGCAGAGAAUGCGGAAGCGCGGCCAAACCCUGUUCAAAGCCUGGGCGACUCAUUAGAGCAGUUCCGCCGUGAUGUGGAGCAGAUUCGUGAGGCCACACAGCACGAAGGGGAGCAGCACCAAGAGGAGGACGGCGUCCCUGAAGCUGGCGACGUCGAGCAUAUUGCGCAGGAUGAACAGGCUGAAGCACAAGCCCUUGGAGUGGCCGAUGAGCAACAAGCGCAAGCGAUGAAGAGUUUGUCCAUGGAAGAUACAGAGGCGCAAGAGACGGCCGUUCCUAUGGACGAAGAAUCAGACAUGGCGCCACCAGAACCAAGUGCGGAGCCUACUGAGGAUAAGCAGCCUCCUGAAGGAGCCGGUCAGCCAUCGCACGGCGCACAAGAAGGUGCACUGAGCGCUUCGGAUGUGCGACGCAAUAUGGCCGAUCAUACGGAGGAAGGUACUAUGCCGGCCACCGAUGAAGAGCACAUGGAGCCCAUGGAUGACGAGGCGAGGGAAGAGGCCGAGUCGCAAACGGUCGAAGCAUUGGCAGCCUUCCGAGCAUCCGAGAUGGAUAUCGACAAGGCGGCCGAAUUGUGGCGAUCCUAUGUCGGGCUGACAACUGACUUGGCUUUUGGUCUGUGCGAACAACUGCGGUUGAUCCUGGCCCCAUCGCUCGCGACACGCCUAAACGGAGACUACCGUACAGGCAAGCGCCUGAACAUGCGCAAAAUUAUUCCUUUCAUUGCCUCCGACUUUGCAAAGGACAAGAUCUGGCUGCGACGAACAAAGCCAUCGUCGCGCGAGUACCAGGUGCUCUUGGCCAUUGAUGAUAGUAAGAGUAUGGCGGAUAGCCGCAACAUUCAUCUGGCAUACGAGACUCUGGCUUUGGUGGCAGGUGCGCUUACACGCCUUGAAGUGGGCGAUAUAGGCAUUUGCCGCUUUGGAAGUCGAAUGGAUAUGCUCCACGACUUCGGAACGACGUCGUUCAGCGACAGGCACGGUGGCCAUAUUCUCAGCCAGCUCCAGUUCCAGCAAACGAACACGGAUAUGUAUGCGCUACUGCAACAGAGCAUGUCAGUGCUACAAGAAGCACGCCAGCGUGCGUCUGCCUCGGCCGCUGAUCUGUGGCAGCUGGAGAUCAUUAUCUCUGACGGUGUAUGCCAAGACCAUGAGCGUCUUAAAGCCCUUUUGCGCCGUGCCACGGAAGAGCGUAUCAUGCUUGUAUUUGUGGUCGUCGAUGCUGGCGCCGGUGCAGAAAACAAGGAAUUACAGCCUGGCGAAGCUCCUCGCAGCUCUAUCCUCUCUAUGAAUCAAGUCAACUACCAUACGGAUGCCGCUGGUAAACUUCAAUUGGAGAUGAAGCGGUACAUUGAUACCUUCCCCUUCGACUAUUAUGUCAUUGUACGCGAUGUUCAAUCGCUUCCGCAUGUCCUCGCUACGACAUUACGUCAGUGGGCCGAGCGAAUUCGUGAUGCAUAA
Malassezia pachydermatis is the source of this 14622-nucleotide messenger RNA. RefSeq names its product mdn1-huge dynein-related aaa-type atpase. NCBI's taxonomy places the organism in Eukaryota, Fungi, Basidiomycota, Malasseziomycetes, Malasseziales, Malasseziaceae. The coding region runs from base 1 to 14622 and encodes 4873 amino acids. The record is from RefSeq and is a predicted model, not a curated record. Gene Ontology annotation, molecular function: ATP binding; ATP hydrolysis activity. The transcript has 2 exons. Gene Ontology annotation, biological process: rRNA processing; ribosomal large subunit assembly. Gene Ontology annotation, cellular component: preribosome, large subunit precursor; nucleus.